AUGCGAAGGGCGGCCUCGUCGAGCAGCGUCGCCAGGGCCAAGCGUCCGGCUUCGUCGUCGACGCAUACGGCUCUGGCACCGUCGACAUCCAGACUGCCCAGCGCCGACGUCAAAACCGCCGCUGUCGCACCAUCCCUACCCUUCUCGACCCUAUCAUCCACCCACGUCUUCCCGGCAUGGUCCGCCACCUUGGCCUCGGCGCUCCCCGGCUCUCGCAUGGCCUCCUCGCUCGCCCACUUCUUCGAUCGCAAUGCCCCCAAGACUCAGCCCCAGUCCCUCUUUCAGCACCCGCAGCGCUCGACCGACGCAUACGCCCGCUUCCGCGGAGCCAUCAGCGCUCGCAACGUGUCGGCGAUAGCGUCGGCCUACCAGGAGCUCGUCGACGCCUUUCACGCCCACCGCCGCCACCUCGAGGAUGUCGCCCGGCGUUGGCAGGUCAGGGCGCCCAUCGGGCAUUCCAGCCACGACUUCCGCAUACGCAAGGCCGACCUCGUCACCGCCAUCAGAACCGUCCUCUACGCUCCUCGCAGAAGCACCGGCAUCCGGCGCCUUGGGCAGCACGAGGCGCAGCUCGCCAGGCGCAUCCUCUACGGCAUGCGCGACGUAUUUGGCUUCCCCUUUGGCGCCUCAGACCUCCACCACCUUCUUUGGUCCUAUUGCGACGAGUCGCCCGCCUCAAAGUCGUACGUCGAUCCCGUCGAGGCGUUUCGAAGAAUCCGCGCGCAGCAUCCGACCUGGAAGACCAGCCCCGUCGACUGGAACCUCGUCCUCAAGGCCGUCUGCCGUCGCAAGGACCUCGACCGCGCCGAGCAGCUCGUCCGGAGCAUGGAGGCGGAGUGCAUCGGCCUCUCGGACCAGAACCGCAACACCCUCGCCUCGCUCUACUACUCGCUCGGCAUGACGGACAUGGCCGAAGAACAGCUGAGGCGGAUCGGUGAGCUGGAAGCGAUGCCAGUCCCGUCGCUCGUCGUGGCCCUCAAUGGAAACUGCAUGGCCAUCCGCUCGUGCGACGACGACGGGCAGAGGCAGCAGUAUGUCCAUCUCGCGCAGCGCUACGCCGAGGCGCUACGAGGCAGGCUGCCCCCGCAAGGCCCUGGUGGCCCGGAUCGACUCGCUUGGCUCGCCGUGCUCCGCCACGAGGCCAUGGUCAGUGGGGCCGACGCUGCGGUCGAGACGGUACGGAGCUGGACUGCGCCGGACGCACUCAGCCCAAGGUUUACCGUGGCACUGCUCCAGCUGCACGAACGCGAGCUCGAAGAACUGCAGACGAGCGACGAGGCUCUGGCGCUGCUGCGGCGCAUCGAGACGCUCGAUUCAUCCGGCGCGGCCCGCGCAGACCGUGGCUGCUUUUCGCUCCUCAUCUCAUCGCUCCUCGGCAGGCCGCCCAGAGCCAAGCGAUGGACCAAGCCGUCCCGGUCGGGCGACGAAUGGCAGCCAAGCGAGGCUCUGACCUUGAGGAACCCGCAGGGCAAGCUGCCGCCGAAUCCGAACCAGAUCCGCGAGGCGCAGCUGCUCUACGACCACGUCCUCGCCUCGGGCGUCGCACCGGACUCGACCAUGGUCAUGCCGCUCGUCCUGGCGUACUGCGAUGCCUUCCUCCCUUCGCUACCGUCGGCCAUGAAGCUGAUGGAUGAUGUGCUGCGCCACGUCGCUCCCAGCGGCGGCAGCGACGACGGGCGCAAAGGGAAGGGGGCAGCGACCGAAGCGCCCGAGGCUGCGCUCGAUACAGAGCUCUUCAACGCCCUGCUGCGGGGCUGCGCCAAGGUCAAGGACGUCGGCACGGCGCGCGUGCUGCUGCGCCAGAUGGCGCUCCACGACGUGCGGAUCGACGCAGAGAGCAAGCUGCAGGCGGCACGCGUGCUGAUGCGCUGCAGCUCCUCGUGGAAAGAGGCGUUCGAGAUGUACCGCCGCGUGGCCAAGCUCGGGGGCCGCCCGGACCAGGGCGACGUCGACGAGGACUACAGCGCGCAGGGCUACACGACGCUGCUCGACGACUUCCGCAAGCUGGAACUGCGCUCGGUCGAGGGCGAAGGCGAGGGCGGCGCUGUCGGCGCCGGUGGCAACGCACGAGGGGCGGCCAAGGGCUGCGCGCCGCCCGAGUACGUGCUGGCCAUUGUCAACGAUAUGCGCGAGGCCGGCCACCAUCCGAGCUGCGCCACGUACACGUCUCUGCUCGACUACUAUGCCAAGGCGGUGCCCCCGUCGGCGGCGGGCGUCUACGCGACACACGAGCUGCUCAAGCUCGACGAGCGCGUCGAGCCAGACCUGCCGCUGAUCAAUGCGCUCAUGAACGCCUACAACCGCAUCGGCGAGCCUGGUCCCGUCGUCUCGAUCUGGAACAGCCUCAUGGCCAACCGGCAGGAAGUCGACGGCGCCACGCUCUCGGUCGUCCUGGAUACCGCUGGGCGGUACGGCAUGCUGCGCUUUGCGCGGCAGGCUCUGGCCGCCGUCAAGCGCCUCGAGGCGCAGCGGUGGCUCGACCGCCAGAGGCGCGCUUCCGCUUCGAGCGACGAGCUCGAGGGUGGUGUUGGCGGGGCACCGCUCGCGACGCGAAGGGCGCCGCCACUGCGCCGCCGACCCACGGCGAUCAACAAGGGGGCGUGGGAUGCGUGGAUCGAGUGCCUCUGCCGCUGUGGUCGGCUCGAGGAGGCCGUGGAGCUCGUGUUUGGCAGCAUGCCGAGGCAGUUGGUGCGCGACGCACGCGACGCCGGCAUCGAGCUCGAGCACGCGCCCGACGACGAGCGCGAGCAAGACCUCUCGACGUCGGGUGCCGCUGCAUCCUCUUCGUCGUCACCGGCAUCAUCACCGCAGCUCAGACCGAUCCGGGACGCGUAUGGCCGCAUCGUCGGUCCGGACGACAAGACUCUGCGGGUACUGCUCAAGUUUGCCGCGGCCCAGCGCGAUCGUCAGCGCGCCAAGGUGCAUAGCCGCGCUGCGACGAUCGCAGGCCUGUUCGGCGGCGGUGGUGGCGGUGGCGGUACGGCCGCAGGCGGUUCAGAUCGCACGGGCACCACGGCGGUGGACGACAGGCAAGCGGAAAUGACGGUCGAAGAGGAGAGGAUGGGCGGAUCCGCAUGGCACGAGAUCCGGGCGAGGGUGCGCGAGGAGAUGCCGUGGUUGUGGGACCAGGUCAAGACUGCCGGGCUGCCCGGUGGAUCGUAG
Molecule: messenger RNA, 3162 nt
Organism: Pseudozyma flocculosa PF-1
Lineage: Eukaryota; Fungi; Basidiomycota; Ustilaginomycetes; Ustilaginales; Ustilaginaceae
Exons: 2
Coding region: 1-3162 (1053 amino acids)
Molecular function (GO): protein binding
Source: RefSeq, a predicted model, not a curated record